Messenger RNA from Egretta garzetta (little egret), 7779 nucleotides. It is a transcript of the gene SLC38A1, whose product is annotated as solute carrier family 38 member 1. Gene Ontology annotation, biological process: L-glutamine transport; amino acid transmembrane transport. The record is from RefSeq and is a predicted model, not a curated record. The transcript is spliced from 16 exons. Gene Ontology annotation, molecular function: L-glutamine transmembrane transporter activity. NCBI's taxonomy places the organism in Eukaryota, Metazoa, Chordata, Aves, Pelecaniformes, Ardeidae. Bases 155 to 1624 code for a protein of 489 amino acids.
CCGAAAUUGCGCUGAACUGGACUGGCAAACCCCACCUGAAAUCUAGGAAUUGCCGUAUUCCCGGUUGCUGACACUGUGGCUGCAGUUUACUCACGAGAUACCAACCAAACACUAAUUGGAGAAACACUUGGAUACGUACAGUUCCUCACCCAGGAUGCCUUUCAAAGCUGGAUUAGAACUGACUGAACUGCAGAAUAUGACUGUCCCUGAAGAUGAUAACAUCAGCAAUGAUUCAAAUGAUUUCACAGAGGUGGAAAAUGGCCAGAUAAAUAGCAAGUUUAUUUCGGAUCGAGAAAGCAGAAGAAGUCUCACAAACAGCCACUUGGAGAAGAAGAAGUGCGAUGAAUAUAUCCCAGGAACUACGUCACUGGGGAUGUCCGUCUUCAACCUCAGCAAUGCCAUUAUGGGCAGUGGGAUUUUGGGUCUCGCUUUUGCCUUGGCCAACACGGGAAUUCUUCUUUUUCUGCUGCUUUUGGUUUCAGUGACGCUGCUGUCUAUUUAUUCAAUAUAUCUCCUGUUGGUGUGUUCAAAGGAAACAGGCUGCAUGGUGUAUGAAAAGCUGGGUGAGCAGAUCUUCGGUACCCCAGGGAAAAUGAUCGUCUUUGGAUCUACAUCUCUUCAGAACGUUGGAGCAAUGUUGAGCUAUCUCUUCAUAGUCAAAAAUGAGCUGCCUUCUGCCAUAAAGUUUCUAAUGGGAAAAGAAGAAACUUUUACGGACUGGUACGUGGAUGGGCGGAUUCUUGUUGUCACAGUGACGUUCGUUAUAAUCCUCCCUUUAUGUCUCCUUAAGAACUUAGGGUAUCUUGGCUAUACCAGUGGAUUUUCAUUAAGCUGCAUGGUAUUUUUCCUGAUAGUGGUUAUUUACAAGAAGUUUCAAAUUCCCUGUGGCGGAUCGGAACUAAAUGCAACAUCAGCUGUGCUAUCAAAUAGCUCAACACAUGAACAUAUGUGUAAGCCAAAGUAUGUUAUCUUUAAUUCCAAGACCGUGUAUGCUUUGCCCACCAUUGCUUUUGCGUUCGUCUGCCACCCGUCAGUCCUCCCAAUUUACAGCGAACUUAAAGACCGUUCACAGAAAAAAAUGCAGUUGGUUUCAAAUAUCUCAUUUUUUGCCAUGUUUGUGAUGUACUUUAUGACUGCCAUAUUUGGCUAUUUGACUUUCUACGACGAUGUGCAGUCAGAUCUGCUUCACAAGUACCAGAGCAAAGACGACAUCCUCAUCCUGACCGUGCGCUUGGCUGUGAUCGUUGCGGUGAUACUCACGGUGCCGGUGCUGUUUUUCACUGUGCGUUCAUCAUUAUUUGAAAUGGCUAGGAAAACAAAAUACGACACUUGCCAUCAUGUUUCGGUUACUUUUGUUCUUUUGGUUAUCAUCAACCUGUUAGUCAUUUUUAUCCCAACCAUGAAGGAUAUUUUCGGAGUUGUAGGGGUCACUUCUGCCAAUAUGCUGAUUUUCAUUCUUCCUUCAUCAUUGUAUUUAAAAAUUACACAGCAAGAUGGAUCCAAGUUGACUCAGAGGAUUUGGGCUUCUCUUUUCUUGGCACUGGGGAUAAUGUUUUCCCUAGUGAGCAUUCCCUUGGUCAUCUAUGACUGGGUACAAUCAGGAGGCAGUGCCGAAGGCCACUGAAGUUCACCUCCUUCUGAAGACACCCCUGUUUGCUACACACCAAAAUCGCAACCAUCCGUUCUGUUAUCUGUUCCAUCUUUUGUGAGUUUACUCAAAUCAAAUCCAAAUAAUGAUUAUCCAGUACUGAAAAUACUGUUAUGGGCAUAUUUUCUUGCAGAAAACAAACCCAUUUUUCCAACAGGCAUAUCACUCUGUCCCCCAAUACUGAGUUGUCAGAUCAGCCUAAAGUCUGUGUUAAUUGUCUGUGAGACUAUAUAGAGCAUUGUUCAUAAAUGUUCAUCACAGUUAAUUUGUUUCCUCUCUUCCACCCAUGAAUUGCAUUGUUCUGUUAUUAUCCUUAGCCCUUCAACCAUAAGCUCUGCUCCUUUAGGGCAGCAGCGCCUCUUGUUAUCACUCCCAGCUGGAGUGAUAUCAGUUCACACCCUUGCCCCCAACCUUUUAGCCAAAACUCUGCUUUCCAGCUGUACACAUCAGGUUUGUUGGUUUGUUUGGUUCUUCUCUUGCUGUUUCGUGCACCGUUUGCCUCAUUGGGUCAAGCGUAGUAUUCUGGAUACGAGCACAAAAGGCGCUACAAGAGCAUAAAUGAGCAUUGUACAAGAGUAGGUCCUAAAUCUGUUGCUUCUCUCUGAUGUUCUGGUGGGGGAGCCAGCCCCAGGGCUUGGCUGUUUUGUGGAUUCAGGGAGCAGACCUGUGUGUCUGUGUGAUGGGGUGCAGGGAGCAGGAGAAAGACAGCCACCACUACCAGCCACCGCUCCCCUGGCAUACUUCAGCUGGAGCCUGCCCAGAACUAGGCUUGACCCCCAGCCAUGAGUACUUGAGCCUGAGGAGAAGCAGACACUUGGAGAUUUCCAUAGGAAGUCUGUGUUUUCUUCAGCCCCACUUCUCUCAGAAAAAAAAAAAUAAAAAUAGCAAGCUCCAGUUUUAUCAAAACCUACGCAUUUAAUCAUACCUCAUGCCUUUUCCGUUCUGGGAUUCUUCUGUACAUACCUUGUAGACUGGCUCCUCUGCUGUUUCUUGCCCUCCUCCCACUGAAGUCAGCCGGGUUUUUGACAGCAGCGGGAGCAGGAUUUGACUCACCCUGCCAAACUACUGGAUUUCUAAUGGAAAUUGAAAUCAUUUCUUUGAACAAACAGAAACACUUUUUAUAUUUAAAAUGUUUCAUUUACAUUUCUCAUCGAUUCUCCAUAACAGUUAAAGAAAAGACCUUCAAUUACUACUAGCAGAAACACUGUAACUUGCAUCUGUUGUCCACAAAAUAAGCAUUUGCCUAAUGCCUUAUAGCUGGUGUAGAGAACUACUUAUAGAGACUCAAACGCUAAGCAGGUGAUCAUUAACCAUCCUGAGCAGACAUCCUUCAUUAGUGCACUGCCGGCAGCAUACAUGUGUUCACUUCGUGUCAUUCACCGUGUGAGCUAAACAGUGUCUCAAAACACAAACCCGGCUCCCAGUCAAAGAACCGAUGGCUAAAGGGAGCCCCGUUCCAUGCCCAAGGGCUGAGUGGUGCCCUCGGUGUGCUCGAGCCGUACCUGCCAGUAUGCGGUGACCCUCUUGUUCCCAGUAGCUGAUUCAUUGCCGACUCUGGUUGUAACUGUGGAAGGAGACUUGUCAUCAGCUGUGGGGAACCCGGCAUUGCAGCUUGCUCUUUUUAAGGUUAGGGAUGGAGAAUUCGGGAUCUUGGGAUUUCUGUGAGCUAUUGAAUCGCCUCAGUUGCCGUUGCCUUGUCCUACAAGGCUAGAAGUCACUGAGAGUUGAGAUCACAGAGCACUUCUCAGGACCUUGAAAGCUGGUUUCUGAGGGUAACAUCCAGAGAGGUUAGUUUGGGGCCUGCCUUGGAAAUUGGGCAUCGAGAAGCAGAGCGCUCACACUGCAGAACCUAAACCUACUGAACACAGACUUCUAGAUCUGUACCUCAGCCUAGGCAGUGAGGUACCCAGCUCUGCCGAUAUUCCACUGUGAUCCAGAAAUAAGGCAGAGUAGACUCCGCAGGCUGCCCAAGUCCUUGGACCAGCCCCACAGCAAGAACAAAACUGGAAGCCUCCUCCCUCUAGACUGCAGAGCAGGGUUCCCUCCAUCUGUCCUCCUCCUGGCCCUUCAGACUUUCACUCCUUGUGACACAGGCUCCCAGCAAGGUCUCCAGUCCAGCAUCCUUCCUCCCAAGCACCCAGCUUUUAACACACAAACUGCUGAGCUACCUGGGGCCCCCUGGGCUGAGGCAGCUCGUGCAUUCUGAUAGCUGUUCUCAAACGCUUGCCUGUGAUGGUGCAGGUCACCAGCUUUCUCUGCGAUGUCUCUUUAUGGGACUGAUCCCUGCCCUGAUUCACAGACAAGUAGUCCAUACCAUAGCCUAUGAGCCCAGGUGUUAGCCAAACUCUGGAGAGAAGAACCCAUGCUUGGUUCCUACCUCCUCGCAGCUCGUUCCAGGCAUCUUCCCAGCUUGGGGUGUAAGUUUGUGUCUCCCCUUUCACAGACACACAACUCCCUCUGGUCAUUGCAGCAGGAGCCCAGCAUCUCACUCUGUUUUCUGACUCAGCUUGCUGGGGUCACAUUUCAGGUUUCGAGGUGCCUUAUAAUCUCUCUGGAUCUCACCCCAAAAAACCUAACUCAGACCUGAGAAUGCUGUGCAAUGUUAUCCUCAAAAUGCUCCAGGGCUCUCCUGCUUUCCCUCCGCCCUUUAUCCUUCUUCUACUACUGAUUUACGAGCCGUGCAGCUCUGUGCAUCGGGGGGUUGUGAGAGAGGAGAUCCUGGGAGCGGCUUUCAGGUAGGAGCUAGAGGUCUGAUCUGCUGCACAGGGUCCCAGCAAGGUCACAACUGCAACAUCUCCCUCCCACCCCCUGCCCAAAUAGUCUGUAGUCCCGUGUUUAGAAUACCAACCAUUGAGUUUUGGCACCCAGCUUCCUUCGACUUGAAGGACUUUUGGGUGACUGAUUGCUCCUUGCAUCUUCCUAAAUCUCCUCCAUCAGUAUCCCUCUCUCUCCUCUUUGCUAUUCUGCCACCUUCUUUUUCCUGGUGUGUUUGUAUACUGGAGUUUUACUGGAUAAAUAGGGAGAAUAAUGAGCUGGGUGUGUGCAUGGAGUGAAAGGUACUGGACCAUCAAAUCAUAUCUUAGAUACUGAAAAAUAGAUACCCAAUAGAUACCCAUAUUGAGUCUUUAAACAGAUUUUGUUUCUGAGUCUCUGGAAAAAAAAAAAAAAGAGGGAAUUUUGCUUAGACUGAUUUACUGGCAUCAUAUUUAUAGAUAUUUAUGGAAAGGAAUCAUGUGUUUAUUGAUGUCUGUGGUAAUGAACGUGAAAUAACGUGCUUUUUGUUUUCUCAUCAGGUUUAUACAUUCUUAACAGAAUGCAAUAGACCCUGCUGUAACUGUCAACAUCAGUGAUGGAUGACAAUAUUUGUAUGAGGUUAUCUGUAAAAUGUACUGCUGUUGUUCAGUUCAUUUGAAAUAGUGAACUUGUAGCCAACGAUGUACGAGUCCCACAUUUUAGCUAGGAUUUUAAGAGCACAGUGAAAUGCUGUAGGAGUUUCUCUAUUGUUAAAUUAAUAGGAUCCAGAGUACCGUAUCUACUUAGUAGGUGGUAGCAUGCUUUCUUUUCAUAGAGAGUUUAUCACUAUUGUGAGAACUGCAAAUGUCGUAGACUGGAUGCAAAAUUGCUCCUAAUAACUACAACAAAGUACUUCAAAAUUCUCCUUUGCGUAAUGGCAACAAUUGAGUGGCGAGGGACAAGGAAGGACUAAUUAGAAGCAGGGGCUCCUAAUAAGAUUGUAGGAAUUAAUCCUAUACUUAAAAGACAGCCUUGCUGCCUCUCCUAGUCCACAGCACAUUGCAAAGAAAAUAGUCAUGGGCUUAAAGCACCCUUACCAUUGCAGAAUACAGCUGCCCUUCUCUGUCCGAAGGCAAACACACCUAGUAAGUACAACACAGUGAAGUGUUCUUUGGGAACAGUAUCUCGGGAGCAGUGACCUCUCUGGGUGAUGCUUGCUCCUGGGCAGAGGGCCAAUGACAAAUCCGUGCACUGGCACAGACCUUUUGUAGGGCUGACACGGACCGAGUGGUGCCUGGCCCCUGUGCAGGGCCAGGGCAGAAGGGCCGGUCUUACCCUGCCAGGUCAGGGGUGGGGAUGCCCAUCCGCUCCCGAGGGCUGCUUCCCACAUGCUGACCCACAGCUUCUGCUCCACUUGCAAUGGGUCACACGUGCAAAUACAGGUUGGAUGAUAUAUGGGUUGUGUCUGAACGUCCGCCCUACAAUGCAUAAGCACCACAGCUCGCUCUGAUAUUAACGGUAACUAUUAAUGGUAUCUCUAGCUUAUCUUUAAAUGAAUAUGUUUCUUUGCUUGAACCUUACAUUAAGGCUAAAGAGCAUCUUGGUCAAAACAAAACUCUUCCCAUGUGGUGGUGUCCCACCUCCAGUCCUACCGUCUAACCCCAGUGCCUACAGGAGAAAGGCACAGCAGAAUGUAUUCAGCUCCAUCAGCAGCUCCACGAGAUGGCUUUAUCGCCUGGUGCCAGGGUGCUUUCUUAAACAAUUCCCCAGAGCCCUUGGUGCCAGGAAAAUCCUUAUUUCCUGUAACUUACACAAAGAAUGUUUUAUUUGUAUCUAAUGUAAGGAUUUCUGUAACAAACUGUGAAAAAAAAAAAAGAUAAUAAUAAGUACAGGGCUGGAAAGGUUUAGCAUUCACAAAUUGUACACAUACAUUUGUUUCUGAAAACAAAUCUAUGCAGUUGUGUUGUAUUGUAGGAAAUUUCAUUUUUAUGUACAUAUAUAUUGUAAAUAAAUAGGAUGCUGUAUAUUUUUGCAGUUGUUUAUCCCUGAUGAUAUAGAAGUGUUGAGAUAGGCCCUGCAUAUUAAGAAUAAUUUUAAUAGAAAUACAAAUACUUUAGCUUCUGACUUAGCAAAAUGUAUAUCCUUUCCUUUCUCCCAAGAGUUCACAAGUUAAAUCCUAAACUUGAAAUUAUAAUUGCAUUGCGAAUGUAACAAGAAAAAGAGAAAUAAAAGGUCCAAUUAAAUUGCUAGGGUUAAUUCCACAGCACAUGAACUCCCCAUUUUCUCAACAGCAAGUCAGCCAGUCUUCCUGCUGGGUAAAGUAUCUCCCUUGUAAAAGGCCCCCUUUGGUGCCCAGGUACCCCUAUGUCCUCAGCUGAGGGCAGGUGGUAGUUAAAGUGCUGAAAAGGCUUUACGCAGAAACCAGAGCCAACUGCAGCCAGCAAUUUGACCCAGCAUUACGCCAUGUUGUAUCCAGGCGUGUAUUUACCCAACUAGUACAAACAGAAGUCAGGGCAGGACUUCUGCAUUUCCAUUUUCAGCCACCAGAAAUGCCUGUAGUUCAGAAAAAAGAAGUACGACAAGCCAGGGGUGGGCAGCAACCAGAGCAAUUUGUGCCGUUUUCAGCCCGCUCCCUUCCUGCAGACCCAGGCACGCUGCUAUCAUGCGACCAAAACACUGAGGCUGACGAGAGCAUCCCCAGCCAGGGACUGCUUGCACAUCCCACCCCACGAGCUGGCAGAGGCCAGUAUUUUGGUCGUGGGACAGCUGCGUGUCCAGGGGUGAGGAUGAUGGGAGGGGAGGGUUGUGUAUGUCCCGAGAGUGCCUCCAUCAAGAGCCUUGCGUAGACUUUCUCGUGGGUAAAGCACGGAAACGUGUUUUUUCAGGAUUGCUGAAAAAACAGAGGUUGAUAAAUGCAUCUAAAAAUAAUUGUAUUUUUGCCCAUGUUUACUUUAUGGUCUUGGAUGAAAUGAAACUUGAAAUAACGUUUGCUUUCACCGUGAGCACAAAUUUGAGGAAAUAAACCUAUAUGCAGUCACUUCUACAGAGCUUUUCAAAGUAAUACAAGUGUACGUUUUGUUUUCAGUGUUAUAGCCAACAAAAUAUAAACUGUAAAGGUACUUUUCCACAAGACUUGAACUCUAACUUGUUUAUAGAAACCUGUUUUUAGUGUCCCAAGGUAUGUUAAGGCUCACCCAGAUCCAGUAUAAACAACGCUGUUUGAAUGAUGUACGCUUGGUAUGAGUUCGUCUCUAAUAGAUUGGUGAAGUGAGUCAUUGAUAAAGUUUUGCUCCUGCUAACAUCACCAUACUUUGUGCUGCUCAUAUCCAAAUAAACGAUGCAGUUUUUCAGUUUCUGUGUGUAAAUACAAAAAAAAUGUCUUAAGUUCUAUAACCUCU